CUGUUGUAUGGAACAGACGCUCACGGAAAAGCUCCGUCCACUAUUACCGGAGUUUUAAACCUUUUGCGACUUUUGGUGAAUACAAUUCGUGAUCACAACUUGUGAUUACAACUCUGCAAGUGAGUGCUGUGACUUUUGCCUCAAUUCGGACCUGCAAGUGGACUAAACUCACCAAAACAGACAGUUAGUUGGAGCCGACAGCCGUUAAAGGCAAGCUAUCAUGCUACCCGCGGUUUAACAGCUGCACACGAAGCCGGAUUUUAAAACAUUUGGAGUUAUCCUGUGAAGCUUUUUCCGGCCAACGAGGACUGGUGAGACACUGGUGAGACACUGGUGAGACACUGGUGAGAUACUGGUGAGAGACAAACUCGCUGUUAUAACAAAUAUUAAUCACCGAAGGCAUUACACCACAAGCCAACCGCUAACUGACGGCGUUGCUAAGCAACAGUAACAAUGACAAAGGCUCGAGGGAGAAGAAGCGGAUCAAGCGGUGGCUCUAACAGUUCAGGUCGAAGUACUCUAGAUUCAGUUAAGUAUAUGGAAGAUGUCGAUCUAGAACUGACUCCUGAGACAACCGGAGGCGCUAGCCGUGUACCUCAACCGCCGCCGAGACCUGACAACGAUGACACAGUUAAUCAGAUGAGACAACUGAGUGGAAAUAUACAUAUAGCAACAGCGAGAGCCUUACAGAAGAUUAAUGACCACGCAAUAAAGCAAGAAAGAAGCUUAACGGAAAAGUGUGAGGCUACCAUAGCGAAAGUCCUGGGGGAUUUUGGAAAGCAGCUGCAGCUGCUUGUGGAGAAUUCCAACUCCACGCUAAGAGAAAUUCAAGGUCUGAGAGGAGUCAAUGGUGAGAUGCAAAAAGAAAUAGGGUCCCUAAGGAAGGAAGUUCAAGGUCAGAGAGCGGAGAAUAAAGCAUUGCAAAAUGAUAUAGGGUUAUUAAGGAAGGAAAUGCAAUGCCUGAGAGUGGAGAAUAAAGAAUUACAGGAAAGUAAUGCAGCAUUAAGAGCCACUCUCAAAAAGGAAUGUGAAGAAAAAGAUAAAGUCAUUGAGCAGCUGAAAAACACCAUAGAUGACAUGGAUCAGAACACAAGAAUGAAUGACGUGGUCGUGACAGGACUUCGAAUCAAACCAAGGUCCUAUGCCAGACCAGUGGCGAAUACUGAUGAACCAGAUGAAAUGGAUGUCGCCUCAACAGAGCAACAAGUUGUUGAUUUUUUGCAAUCGAAGGAGGUGGAUGUAGACAUCCAAUCUAUUGAUACUUGUAUCCCACUGUAUGGUAGGAACCGUACUACACCCGUCGUCAUCGUCAAAUUCACUAAAAGGAAAUUCAAGGUUGCUCUGCUGAAACAGGGAAAGAAGCUGAAAGGAACAAACUUCUACAUGAAUGACCACCUGACAAAGCGCAACGCUGAAAUUGCGAAGAAAGCACUGAUCUGAGGAAGCAAGGAAAGAUCCAAGGAACAUGGAGUGCAAACUGCAAAAUCUUCAUCAAAGUAAAUGGAGGACCAGAGGCCAGAGUUCUUCUUGUCCAAGACAUCAAGGACUUAGAAAGAUAUUGAGGUCUCCCCACAUGGAAGAGUACAGCUCUAAUAUGCUGCAAGAGCUACAACUGGACACUUUUUACUUUACAGAUCACAAACAAUUGGAUAUGGAAAAAGACAUUGAUCCGGACUCAAAUUUUUUCUCUCAUAUUACAAAUGACUGCUGUUAUUAUACGGAGGAGCAAUACAACAACAGCUUCAUCAACGACGACAAGUUAUCCAUCAUCCACAUAAACAGCAGAAGUAUGUCUGCUAACUUUACUAAUAUUAAACAAUAUUUGAAUCAAUUCAAAGAACCUUUCAAAGUAAUAGCAAUCUCAGAAACUUGGAUCAAUGCUAACAAAGGAAUGGACUUCAAGUUGGAAGGAUAUGAAAUGACGUGUGCAAACAGGAACAAUUCAAAUGGAGGAGGUGUGGCCGUAUAUGUGGACAAACAUCUGAACUACAAAAUGAUGAUACCACCGCGUUUUGGUCUGGCGAAAGCACACAAGAACUCAUUAAAAAGGACAAUUCCUGCAAGCAGCAACGUUGCGAAGGAGCGGGACUGCAGGACAAACAAGGAAGGCUUUGACUCCAGCCUGAAAAGCUCCGACUCGCCGUCUUGAUAGCUUUCAUUCAUAGCAGGAGCAUUCCUCAAACCAGAUGACAUGCUUGGGUUGAUGUGGAACACUUAAUGAGGUGGGUGCUGGAACAUUCCAUGGAAACUGGAGGCAAGAAGUUAUGGAAUCUCCCAGCAACUGAGAGCUUGACAUUUUUCCCAGUAUUCCAUCUGUGUGCAGAGACAGGCCGCUGACCUUUAACGUGCCGAGCAGAGGGUCAUCUGUUCUUGAUCCUCUUAGAACUGGGAUGCUGGGUGACGGCAAGAAUCCAGAUGUGCGAGGAAUGCUCCUCUUCCUCCACAUGAGAACUUGAGGCCUUCCAUUCCUCUCAGGAAACAUGUGCUUGCACGGACAUCAGAAAUGUGAGAAAUGGCUUUCUUCAGGUUUCAUGAGACACGCCCCCUGUUGUUUCGCCAUCCGGACAUAAGAGUUCCAGAAUUUACAAGUAAAAGAUACCUCAAUUAUCACAGAAGAAUACACAAAAAACAUAACAUAUAAUAACAACAGCAAUAAAUCCAACAACAGCAAACAUUCUUACACCUGGGACAAAACGAAGGUCAAAAAGUUCCCGAAAAAGAACAAAAGCAAAGUCCUUCCUUGGCUGGCUAUGGGUGAUUAUGUAUUCUUUCGCCGAACUACGUGACUAGUUCUCGAGCAACUCUCGUAAUUACGAACCACACACAAAAAAACACGACUUUUUACGGUAAUCCAUGGGAGUGUCUCUUAACCACGAAACGGCGUAAAACUUCGGAAAACGCGAAACGUUGUAACACAAUGAUGAACAGUUUUAAUUCUGUCUCCCAAAAUGACAACUUUAUUCUCACGUUCAUAUUUUACAUUUUUUAUUGUAAUAUUUCAACUUAAUUGUUCUGACUUUACAAGCUUUUUUGUGCUACACGCAAGUAUUAUUUUAAUUUAAUAUAGAUGUAGACUGUGUGAUCUACUGAGUAGUCUUAUGUAUGUACAGUAUAUGCACACACACACACACACACACACACACACACACAAAUACAGUAUAUAGUAGUGUGAAAGAGUGCCCCCUUCCUGAUUUCUUAUUUUUUUUUGCAUGUUUGUCACACUUAAAUGUUUCAGAUCAUCAAACAAAUUUAAAUAUUAGUCAGUCACAACCCCGCUGCCAUGAUACCUAUGCAUUAAUUACGCAAAAAAUUACGCAUGUAUAAAUGGUCGGUUGAAUAUGGUCUACUAUUAGCAAAAAAAGGCAUAUUUAAGCAAAUUGUACAUAUUCAUGGUGUAAAUUAAGCAUUUUCAAGCAUAAAAAUGGCAAAGUGAACGAAAAUACAAAUAUAAAGCAUUCUAAAGACGUGAUAUGACGUGUAAUACAUUAUAUGUGCCUUGAUGCGUGAGCCCUUAAGAAGUGACGUGUGUGAUGUCAGCUAGCUAGAGUUGACUGUUAACUGAGUGCGAGCAGCAGGUUAGCAGUGUAGAGAGUGGCCGACAGCAGCUCCUGUGUGAAUGUACACCGCAUGUUUUCUCUUGCUCGUUAAUGAAGCGACUGAAGUACAUCAUGAGUCUCUCCUAAACCAAAACAGUGGCAGUAGAAUAGUAUUGUACACUGGUCGCUAGGUGGCAGUAACGUUACAUUGAUGAGACAAUCGCCACCGCAGGAAAUACGCUGUCAAUACUAGCGUGUGAGUCUGUCUUGUCUCCUUUAUGUCUAAGAUGGCUUAUUUUCCCUUCUUAUGUCUAUUGGGUCUGUCUGGGUAUAGGAGUAUAGCAUGUCUAGAGGGCUCUAAUAAUGUUAAAAGUGUAUUUAGAAGGUGGUAAACAGGUUUUCUAUGCUCUAUUGAAUCCUACUUUAAUUCAUUCAUCGCGGUCAGGUCUGGAAGUAAUUAAUUGCACUAAACGAGGGAUGGCUGCAAUAUUUUUUCAUUUGGGGGGUUCUGCAUUGAGCCUCCCAACAGACUUAUCUGUUUUCAGGUACAUUCUUGUGCCCUAAGAGGAGAAGGCUGACUGAGACGAUGGCCAGGUGUUUCUGCUGUAUGUGAGCGACGUAACAGAAGGUGAGUAACAGUCGCAGAAGCUCUGUCGCAAAACAUUGCGAGUGGAGGAGGUGAUGUAGGUCUCGCGCAUGUGCAGAAGCAAUCAUGUUUCCGGUGCGGAGCUUAUGCACGUCGUUGGUACGCACAACGUACAGCUCGCACGCAGUUCCAACUUUACGUGCGUUGGCUGUUCGAAUGAAGAAACAGCCGUACAUCCGGGCAGCCUCAGAUUACAUUUCAGGUUGUACGUUGGGUGGGCGGUGAUAUUAUUCCUUCAUGGUCAACACAACUAUGUUCUCCACGAGCAAAAAAAAAAACAAAAAAACCCCCCCCCAAAAAACAGCGAUUUAACGUCUGCUUGAAAGGAAGCGUCAAACAACACAAUAGACUGACUGUACCUAUUGAAGUGACCGGUGAGUGUUGCAUUUAUGGAGCUAGCAACUGACAAAGAACCCUGUGUGAGUUUGACUUUUAAAGAUGAGAAUACCUCAAUAGGCGACUGCUUCUGUUAGAAAAAAACCUGCAGCAACAUUCCAGGUGACCUCUCUCGCAGAACCACUUUUGGAAAAGUAUUGAACUCAAAUUUGGCUGUUUGAGGGAAAACAAGCGGCAUGUUUGCGCCACAACACGGCGCUUGUGACAACAGACACCAGCAGCAUUCUCUGCUGCGACGCCUAAUGUUUGUGGAUCAAAUAACGUCCCAGAAAAAACGCUUUUAGGGUGUGAUUUUGCGUCAUGCUCAUUUUCCUCAGGGCUCCGUAGAAAGAUGGCGUUCAUGUUACAGCCUGAAGCUACAGGGCAGAUGUUUGAGAGACAAAGAGGAUGUCCUGCCCUCCAGCUUUGAAGCACAUGCACCUGUCAGGCCACCACCCACAACACACACACACACACACACACAGACACACACUCUGAAUGCAUUGACGAACAGCAGCAAAGUGUGUCGCCAACAGAGACACAGCGAUGCUGGGACACAAUGCAGUGCAUUCUCAACAACUCUGACCGACAACAUCUGGAAACAUGUUUAUUUUAAAAACAAGUAGGUAGGCUAAGUACAACAAAAACUAUGAUUUUUAUGGCGCAGAUAAAUAGUUGUCUUUAUUUUAUUAAAUUGUCUUUAUCCUUGCAAUGGGAGUUUCACAUCACGUGAGAAGCAAAAAGCAUCAUUGGAAGAUCAUUCUCAUAAUAUUACCACUUUUUUCUCGCAAAAACACAACUUUAUUCUUCUCAUUUUUAAUCUAAUAAUUUUAAAUAUUUUCAUAUAAUAGUUUGUAUUAUUUAUAAAUAAAUACUUUUUUGAUAUAGGUCUCUUUUUGGUGUUUUUUAUUAUCAUGACAAACAUUAAUAACGUAAUUACUGUAACACUUCAACUUUUGCCUCUUAAAAUUACACGAUUCUCACAAUAUUAUCAUUCUUUUUCUUUGAGCAUUACCACUUUAUUUUCAUAAUUACUACUUUUCUCUUGGA
Molecule: messenger RNA, 5607 nt
Organism: Dunckerocampus dactyliophorus (ringed pipefish)
Lineage: Eukaryota; Metazoa; Chordata; Actinopteri; Syngnathiformes; Syngnathidae
Exons: 4
Coding region: 454-1440 (328 amino acids)
Source: RefSeq, a predicted model, not a curated record